UGUGUGAACACUGAACACACAUGUAAAUGCUCAGCAACAAGGCAUCCAGUUGGAAUCAAAUAUAGACUUAGAACAAAACUUACAGCAAGAAGGCAUCCAGUUGAGAUCAAAUAUAGACUCUAGAACAAAACUUACUUUGUAUUGCUGCAGGAAGAACAUCAACUAUCAUCCAGAGCUGUCUACAUGUCUGAGGAAAAUACCACAGGAAAACGAAUGUCUGAAAUAGAGAGGAGAUUUCUUGAUACAUUUCUGUUUUGGGCAACUAAAAAAGGAAUGAUUAAGGAUGGGAAGUUGCGAGGACGCGGAAUGCAAGUAGUAGAUACUGUUUCGGGGCCAAGGGCAGACUUAUCUUCUGCUGAAGUCAAACACGGUUAUGAGUUUCUCCUUUCGCUGGUUCCAGGAAGGUGGCCUUUACCAAAUUUAUGCAGCCCAUUGUUUAAGAAGUUCAUCGAGUACAUCCUUCAGAAUGUGAAGGAUCUUUUCAUCAACAAGAAAGAGCUGAACAAGUUUGAUCUUCUAAAGAAAGAGUUUCAAGUCCUUGAAGAUAGUCUAAAGUAUCUGAAAACCUUCCUCAAUUUCAUAAAAGAUGCAAGCAUGGAACUAGAGAAAUCUGGAAUUCUCUUUAAUCAUAUGGAGGUUGUCACUAGGGAUGCUGCUUACAUCUGUUACCUAUGUCAUGUGGAAGAAAUGGACGAAGACGUGGCAUCUCACUUGAGACUUAAGAUCUCAAAUGUUUUGCAAGAGAUCAAGCCCAUUAAGCCCCAAGUUGCAAGAAUUUAUACAGGAGCACUAAGAUGUUUGGUUAAAUCACAAAUCCAGUACAAUCGGGAUGUGAUAAAAUUUGUUGAUGAUUCCAUUCAUUUUCUCUUCAAGGAUUUGUUGGAGUUAUCAAAUGGUGAGACAUGUUCUUCGAUGCUUCCUCCUAUGAAAGAUCAAGCCGAAAGCCUUCUCCAAGCAUCAAAGCAAUUGCUAACUUUGUUCAUCUAUCCGCCUGAAGAUCUAUCUGUUGACCAGGGGAAAUUGAGGGAUAUAGUUACUUACGUUGAAGGUCUUAUUGCUGAGGUUGCAUUUGUUGCUUACUCUUUCUCCAUUGACAAAGCAGCAGAAGUUACCUUUGUAUGCUCUGACUUGUUUAAAAAGAUUGACCUUGUCAUGGCAGACCUAAAAGACCUGAUCAUGGAAGCUCCAUUGUCAUCAAAAUGUAGUUUCCCAAGGACAAAUGGAUCAGGCUUUAUUAAGUCGCUCUUAUGCUAUCUUAAAGAGUUGCUGCAAGAUGGAAAGUAUGAUUCUGCUGUCAAGCACCUUAUUGCAGAAGCCCAGGGGGAGUUAUCUCUCUUGUUGGAGAAAGUUGGGGAGAAAAAACAUGACUUUGAGGAGGUAAAGAAACGUGAUCUUUGGACAAAAGUGAUAGCUCUAGCAUACCAGGCAGAAUGCGUAACUGAUUGCCUGGUUAUGGGAGACUAUCCUGUUUGGUAUCGGCAUUUGUUAUGUAAGAUCACAACAGAAAUUAAGCUUGUCAAUGAUCAAUUAACAGAGCUCCAUGUGCAAGAAGUUGAAGUCCCCGUCAAACAAGAGGCAGCAGAUCCUGUCCCACAAGGAGUUGAGACUCCAGGGCACGAUGAGGUAGUGGUGGGAUUUGAUGAAGAGGCAGAGUCACUAAUAAAGCAGCUCACCAGAGGAUCAAAAAAAUUAGAUAUUGUGUCUAUUGUAGGGAUGCCGGGUCUUGGAAAGACUACACUAGCAAAGAAAGUUUAUCAUGAUGAAGCCAUAAUGUACCAUUUUGACGUCCAAGCUAGGUGUUGUGUUUCCCAAACUUAUGAUAGAAGAAAAUUGUUGCUGGAAAUUUUGAAUCAAGUUCGAUUUUCCAAUCAACAAAAUGUGAAAGAUCCAGCAGAUACUUUAAGAAGAUUCUUAAAAAGUAAGAGGUACCUUCUCUGCAUUGAUGAUGUAUGGAGUGUUGACACUUGGGAAGACUUGAGAGGAUGUUUCCCGGAUGAUGACAAAGGAAGCAGGAUACUAUUAACCAGCCGAAAUAUUGAGGUGUCUUCCAAAAUUACCCCUAAUCUUUUUCAACUUCCUUUUCUUUCUGCGGAGAAGAGUUGGGAACUCUUGCAAAUUAAGUUAUUCAACGAUCAAACUUGCCCGUCAGAACUAUGCGAGGUAGGAGGUCAAAUUGCAAGAAACUGUCAAGGACUACCUCUCCUGGUGAUUUUGGCAGCUGGUGUUUUGACAGGGAUAGAAAAAAAGGAGGAAAGCUGGAGGAAAAUUUCAGAAAGUAUAAAUUCAGAUACUGUCAUUACUGCAAAGUGCUUAGAUAUAAUAGAACUGAGCUACAAGCACUUGCCAGAUCAUCUCAAACCCUGCCUUCUCUAUUUUGCAUCAUUUCAGGAGGAUGAAGAAAUUUCAUUCUCAAACUUGGCUUGGUUAUGGACUAUUGAGGGAUUUGUUAACACAGAGGCAAAGAGUGUAGAGCUUGUUGCAGAAAGUUUUCUGAAUGAUCUCAUCGGUAGAAGCUUAAUAAUGGUCAGCAAGAAAAGGUCCACCGGAGGAGUCAGAUCAUGUCACAUUCAUGAUAUGUUGCAUGAUUUUUGUGUGACAAAAGCUAAGGAAGAGAAGUUUAUACAGAUAACGAGCACCGGGAAGACUGAUUUGUCUAGUUCCUUUUAUGAGCACAGGAGGCUUUGCAUUCAUCAUAGCCUUUAUUGGGCAGGGAGGAUUGGAAACCUACAAGUUCGGUCUGCAUUCUUCAGACCCCCGAAAUCUGGCUGCCAGAAAUUUUUUGAUCUCGAGAACUUUAAACUGCUAAGAGUUCUACAAAUGCAAUGUCCUGUGUCGGAAAGUUCAUUCCAGGGAUCGAAAGAGCUUAUUCUUUUGAAGUUCUUAGGAAUCAAAGGCUACGUGGAAUCAAUGCCAUCAUGGAUAUCGAACCUUUCAAACCUUGAAAUAUUGCUUGUAACAACAGUAGGCAGUGGUACAAUAAUGCCGAUGACCAUCUGGAAUAUGCCAAGGUUAAAGCAUGUCCAUGUAGAACCCGUUGUAUCUUUUGAUGAACACAUUCCUCGCAAAUCGACAAACAUAUGUUGCAUAGAGACCUUGGCCACAGUAUCUCUCACUAAUAAGCAAGCAGAUUACAUGAUCAAGAAGGCAACCAAACUGCGAAAGCUCAAGUGCCACUGUAAAGAACCUCUCAAGCUCAGAUUAGAUGUUCUUCAACUUGAAUCACUCAGUGUGAAUGGUAGGAUCUUGAAGUUCAGCUUGCCCUCGACACUGACAAAGCUAACUCUAUCAGAUGUUUCAUUGCCGCAAAGUGAAAUGUCUAAUAUCGGGAGCUUACCAAAUUUAGUGGUUCUCAAGUUGGAGCAUAAAGCAUUUCAGCAGGGAAGAUGGGACAUUGAAGAUGAAGAGUUUCCGACCCUCAAGGUUCUUAAAUUGAGGUCGCUCAAAAUUACAGAAUGGAAUGCCUCCGCCGAGUCCUUGCUCAACCUCGAGCAGCUUCUUGUAGAAAGCUGCUUCCGUCUUGAAGAAAUCCCUUCUUGUAUUGGAGACAUUUCAACACUAAAGAUGAUUGAAGUGAAACGAUGUGGUGAGUCUCUUGAAAAAUCAGUCAAGCAAAUUAAGGUCGAGCAAGAAGAAGAAUAUGCAAAGGAAAUCAAGGUCCUUAUUAUCACUUAGAUUCGUCAGCCUGACGUGCAUAUAAAAAAGCUGCAACACCGGUUCAACAGAGGCGUGUGAUUGAAAGAUGAAGGAGACAUCAAGCUUCGGCAUAGCCAUGGCUGAUCUUAAUAACCAGCAGUUCCUUUGAGCUGUUUCUUUUGUUUCAUUAAGCACAAUAACAUAUCCAGCUAGAUGGAAGCUGGGGAAGUUGAAGACAUUUUUCUUUUUUGGAUUUGUAUUUGUAUUUCAAAAUAAUUCCUUUGGACGGGUUUACUGCAUUGACAUAUGAACAUUAUUUCUUUCUAUCAUAUUUUAGAUGCUUGCA
Molecule: messenger RNA, 3979 nt
Organism: Lycium barbarum (goji berry)
Lineage: Eukaryota; Viridiplantae; Streptophyta; Magnoliopsida; Solanales; Solanaceae
Product: putative late blight resistance protein homolog R1A-3
Exons: 3
Coding region: 184-3672 (1162 amino acids)
Biological process (GO): defense response to other organism
Molecular function (GO): ADP binding
Source: RefSeq, a predicted model, not a curated record